This is a messenger RNA of Aspergillus costaricaensis CBS 115574, 213 nucleotides long. RefSeq lists its product as uncharacterized. The annotation marks the transcript as partial. The record is from RefSeq and is a predicted model, not a curated record. Lineage: Eukaryota; Fungi; Ascomycota; Eurotiomycetes; Eurotiales; Aspergillaceae. The transcript is spliced from 2 exons.
AAGAGUGAUGCGGGUGACUUAGAGCCGGGAGGCGCUGGUUGCGGAGCGACCUGCCAGGUCGCAGCCAAUGGUUGGCCAGCCUGGCUGCGUCAUUUGGCAAGGGGAUCGUCACGGGUUAUCGCUCCAGUUGAUUCUUCCUGGAGGUCUCCUUGUUCCUUGAGGCCUUAUCGUGAUGGUCGGAUCACGCGAAUCCGAGCGCGGGUGAUGAUGUAA